Messenger RNA from Tremella mesenterica DSM 1558, 2751 nucleotides. RefSeq lists its product as uncharacterized. Bases 1 to 2751 code for a protein of 916 amino acids. NCBI's taxonomy places the organism in Eukaryota, Fungi, Basidiomycota, Tremellomycetes, Tremellales, Tremellaceae. Gene Ontology annotation, cellular component: nucleolus. The record is from RefSeq and is a predicted model, not a curated record. Gene Ontology annotation, biological process: DNA replication initiation. The transcript is spliced from 8 exons. Gene Ontology annotation, molecular function: chromatin binding.
AUGGCCAAGUCUUCCAAUAAACCCGGAGCGAAGCGCAAGUUCUCCUCAGCUCCAAUCUCAAAGUCUUCCAAGAAGCCUAGAAAUGGUAAAGAAGGCCGUGAAGAACAGACCCCCUCUGGACCGGGAAAACGUCGUCCAGAUCAUCCUAAGAAGAUCAAGUUGAGAGAUCAAAGAUUGAUACCUGUUCCUCGGACGGCUUACGAAGAUGAUUCAGAAAUUGAAGAUCUGGGAGAGGAAGAUUUUGAUAUGGAAGGAUUGGGGAGUUUCGUAGCUGGUGUGGACAAAAAUGCUUUAAGUCGAUCUGUCAAAGAGACAAAACGUCUUCACGCCCUGUCAAAAGCUCAAGAUCCCCCUCCGCAAAGAGUCAAAGCAAAGGAACGUCUUUCGUCACCUGGAUCGGAUAGAAGUACCGAUUACGAGAUGGACCCUAAUGCCGAUUUCGAUUCUGAUCUUGAUGAUCUGUCUGAGAAUGAAGCUGAUGACCACGAGUUGUCCGACAGUGACUUGGAAGGCAUAGAAGAGUCAGAUGAACUCGACAAUCUAGAGUUAGAUGAGGACGACGAGGGCACGGAGGGAGAGGAAGACGAUGAGGACAUCCGAGGGCCAAGAAAAAGGAAACCUCAAGAUAAAGAAGAAGACUACGAACUUAUUGGUCGACAAAGAUGGAUAGCAUCAUCUCCAGAAACAGAAGAGGAUCAUAUGGAAGUCGGUAGAUUACCUAUCAAACUCCCCACCGGUGAAGUUCAACAAGUCGAAGGAACAACUCGUAUUCCCCUCCCUCCUAAACCUAAACCUACCAAGAAGCCUGAGCCCGUCGUGGAAGAAGUUGAAGAGGAAGAAGAGGAAGUUAGUGAUGAUGGUGCGGAAGCAGAGAAGAUGGCAGGACAGAAAGGUCGAUUUGGUCGAAUGGGAAUAUCAGAAAUUAUCUCUCAGAAGGAAUGGAGGAAUUCUCAGAAGUUGGAUGCUGCGAAAGAACAGAUAGCUCAACUCGGUGCGCAGAUUAUGGCCGGUGGUGAGCUCGUUGAUAACGGUCCGCUGCUUACACGAUUAUCGACGUACGCUUUACCCUCCGUUCCUGCUGUAGAUGAGGGGGGAGGGGAGAGGAAGCAAAUCCUUGUUCCAGCUUCGAUCAGAGGAUUGGCACUUUUAUCUCAGUUAGCUGUGUUCAAAGAUCUCAUUCCGGGAUACCGAAUACGUCAGUUGACUCAACAAGAAGAGGCCGAGAAAGUCAGGGAUGAGGUUAAAAGGUUGAGAGAGGGGGAAAAGGUAUUAGUGAAAUGUUAUAGAGGGUAUUUGAAGAUGUUAGAAGCAGAAGUCAAAUCCCGGAGUACAUUAGCUUCACUUAGCUUGAAAUGCUUGUGUGAACUAUUAUCUUCAGUCCCCCAUUUUAACUUUUCCGAGAACAUUAUGGGUGUAUUGGUAAGUCGGCUGGGAAGGAAGUCAUGGGACGAGGAAUCAACACUCAUUCUUCAAACAUUCAUCACUGUCUUCCGAAAUGAUAUCACAUCAUUACAUUCUCAAACCCUCGUCCGACUUGUGGCUCGAAUGAUCAAAGAAAGAAAAUUCCAAGUUCAUCCUAACGUCCUUUCUUGUUUACUGCACUUACGUCUUCGAACAGAAUUGGAUCAUAUGCGUGAAUCGAGGAAAGAACUUGCUCGACAGGCAAAAGAAAAAGAAAGAAAACGUAUGAUGUCGAAGAAAUUCAAAAGUGAAGUGAGAAAGAAGUGGCAGACUAAGAAUGAGAAAAAGAGAGAGAAAGAGAUGAAAGAAACCAAGAAACAAAUGGCUGAAGCUGAGGCGGAGGUUGAUAAAGAGGAAAGAGCUCAUGUUCAAACGGAAACGCUCAAAAACAUUUUUGUCCUCUAUUUCUCUAUACUCAAACAUCCAGGAAAGUCCCCACUGUUAUCAGCAGCAUUGGAGGGUAUUUCACAAUUCGCACACUUUAUCAAUGUCGAUUUCUUCCGUGAUCUUCUCACCGUAUUACGUUUGAUAGUCCUCGACCAACCUAUUCCCAAAGCUGGUUCUUCGUCCAAAGAUGCCAAUUCUCAAGACGAUGAGAAAUCAGAGGAAGAAGGGACAAGAAAUGGAACACACACGAAUGAAAGUGAGAGAAUUCGUACUCGAUUAUUAGCAAUAGCCACGGCCUUCGAUUUACUCUCCGGUCAAGGUGAAGCUUUGACAAUUGAUUUAUCAGCAUUCAUCAACGCUCUCUUCUCCCUUCUCCGAUCUUUAUGUAUCGAUACAGAACUUGAAGAUCCUCCUCUUUCCACCUCUAUCAUCUCUCAACUUCCCCACCCUUCACCAGAUAUAUCAAACUCGCACUUUGUUCCUGAUAAUACGAUCCGGGGUAAAGCAGCAUCAGCAACAGUGAAAGGGUGGUCAACAUCCGAUCUUCUUUUCAGAUGUCUCGAAUCAAUAUUCUUCUCUCGUCAAGCUCCUCCUUCUCCUCCGUGGAGAGCAGCAGCUUUCGCUAAACGUCUCACCGAAUGUUCCCUCCAUUUCCCUCCUUCGACAGCUAAGAAAGCGAUAGGGUUCGUCAGGAAACUAAUGGCUAGACAUUCACAAUUGGAAGGAUUGUUAGAUACAGAAGAAAGAAUGUUUGAUGGGGUUUAUAAACCUGAAUUGGAUGAUCCCCAAUUGAUCAACACUUUUUCGACUAGUUUAUGGGAAGUUCAUCUGUUAGCUGAGGUUCAUAUGAAUGAGGGGGUCAGAGUGGAGAGUAAGAAAUUGAGGGAUAAUGAUAAGACUUGA